CACAUCGCUGGUUGUAGUUCAUACAGCUCCAGAUACGUACGUUGUGUGCCAGUUACCUAUGACCUUCCCCCAUACAUGUAUAUUUACGCAAGCGCAUGGUCUUUCGCUUUGGCAGAAUUUGCCCUCUGAUAAUGCAAACGAGAUUUCUUUGCUAACCACGACAGGAACACAAUUCAUAACUGGUUGUAGCUAAGGAUUCAUCAUGGACAUUUUCCGUUCACUGGUCUUGCUACUUGUAGCUUACUUGGGAGCCGUGUCCCAUGCUGCCGGAACAACGGAGGCUCCAAAGGUAACUGACGCUCCGUCACACACUUUGAGCUUGACCUCUGACGCCCACACGACCAAUGCCGCGUCGGCCGCUACCACCGGUGCCACUGUCAGAACCACGGCCACCCGUGCCCCCAAAACGACUCCCCCUCCUUCGCAAGGCAUGGUCACGGACGUCGUCAUAACGGGUACCUCUCCAACCAACCAUACCACCGGCUCAACUAAGGGCCCUACCACCCCCACUGCAGAGCCCACCCCCACUCCGGAGCCCACCCCAAGAUAUUCAGUCAAUAACUCUGCUGGUGAGCCCUGCAUGCUUCUGAAUUUCAAUGCCACGAUGAAGGUCAAAUACGAGACCAAAAACCAAGGGCUUCUCGAAGCAGACAUUCCAAUCAUGAAUACCACAUUCUUCGAAGGGUUUUGCGAGGCUGACGAGAAAGUACGCAACUUCACGCUCUAUUAUCCAAACAAGGAUUUUUCCUGCGCCCAACUGGUGCUGUUUUUUAACGAGUCCGGUGCGUCGACGUAUUACAACCGGCAAGGAAUCUCAGUGCGCUACAUCGAACCCUGUUUUCAGUCGAACGCUGUAAAGUACAAUGAACUUAAGGAAGGUCAUUACCCACCUUCGUAUGUUGGAACAAUCGGCAAGAGCUUUAAGUGCGAUUCCGUGGCGUGUUAUUCCAAAAAAGGUCAUUUCACCGUGAUGCUGUAUGACAUUCUGAUCCAACCGUUUGCACAGAAAUCAAAAGAUAAAGGCCACUUCGGUGAAGUCGAAACUUGUCCGGAGACAGUGCCAACGACAGGCCACCCAAAAUCAACACCAGGGGGGUCGGUGCACCCUCCUCCCAGCAAGGCCAGCCCCAGCAACGCCGGUAUGAUUGCCGGCAUCGUCAUCGGAGUGUUGGUCGCUGUCGCCAUCAUCGUGGGUGUAGCGGUGUACGUCGUCCGGAAGCGGCGACUGAUGAAGAACAUAUCCUACGGAAACCUGUAAAUCCUACGAGUCUGUCAUUAACUGCACACGGGCUUAAAUUGCGAAGUGAAAUAUUCCGGCUAAUUUAGGCAAUUAUGCCAUAUUUAUCAUAAUGAGCUAGUUCGGUAUUUUAAAAAGCCAAGGCCUUUCGGGAACGAGGCAGAUGCUUGAGUCAGCACGGCUGCACUGAUUGGACAGACUGUCGCUCGCGCUUAGCAAUUCACGAAUAGGCGUGCGCUGUUGGAAUACCGAACUCAUCACUAAUAAUCAAAGCAUGAUCGAAAAAAGCGAUUCGGAUCCUGCUGCUUGUCAUUGCUUAUUGUGUAGAAGCGACUCAAACCAACAACGCCCAUUACAAAUCUGGGGCUUUAGUACAAAGAUUGCGUACACGUACUUGUAAUUUUCUCAUCGAUCGUAUGUAAUCAGUUAAUAGAAUUAAUGCUUGAAUUCAACUGUACAUAAUAGAAGUGUGACAUCACAAUAAAACAGAACAGUUCUAAUUAUAAGUAAAAUUUA
Acanthaster planci (crown-of-thorns starfish) is the source of this 1753-nucleotide messenger RNA. RefSeq lists its product as uncharacterized. Gene Ontology annotation, cellular component: lysosomal membrane; late endosome membrane; plasma membrane. Lineage: Eukaryota; Metazoa; Echinodermata; Asteroidea; Valvatida; Acanthasteridae. The record is from RefSeq and is a predicted model, not a curated record. Gene Ontology annotation, biological process: establishment of protein localization to organelle.